AGACACGUGAGUAACAAUUAUUUUUUGUGAAAGUCCCUUGCAAAAUGGGAACAGCUUCAUCAGCGGUACUCAAACAGAACGAUCCAGACAAACGUUUUCAUGGUGUCAGGACAGCGUUACUUAGUAAUGCAUUCAAAAUAAAGGAAAAUAACAAAACACCAGCCGAUUCAGAAACACUCAAUUCGAUCAGUAGUGGCAGCGAAGACAACACGUCUAAUGAAUCAGACGAAUCAGAAGAUGACAGCGAGCUUACCGAUUCAGACGAAUCAGACAGUGAUGUUGGGACGAGUGAUAUUGAUACGUCGGCACAAGAAGCAUUGACAUUUCUGAAAGCGCUCCCACAAUUUUCUGCUUUUGAUGAAGAAGAAGACAUCUUAGUUGGAAUUCAAAAUUUUUACAAGCUUUGUACGAAAACGUUGGACGUACAUAAGUUGGCUUCUGGUAUGGCAGAAUUUCUUUUGAAAACAAAGUUAACCAAAGUUAUUUGCGAUCUGACCAUAACUUCAAUAAACGAAAAUCAACUGAACAUAAAUUUGUAUAAUGCUCUCUCCCUCGCAUGGAAUACAUCUGAUGUUUCGAUCGAAAUAAGAAGAAAAUUUGCCAAAUAUCCCAACUAUUUGGAAUCUUUGAAAAAGAUACUUACAGAUACUGUAUCUUCACAAACACAUGAUAAUUUGGAACCCUCGUCAAUGGGUCCUGAUAUAAAAUUUGCCAGUGCUGCAAUGUCAGUGGCGUACAACAUUUCAAGAAGCCGUACCAAUGCUGAUCGUUUGCGCGCUGUUGGGUUUUUGGAUGUUUUUCAGCAACAUCUAAAAUCACAUGAUAAAAUAAUCAGUCUUUCAUCACUUGCGGCCUUAGCAUGCAUUGUGAAAGAAGAAGAAUCUGGUAUAAUAAAUGCCGCUAAGGACCAGGUAGAAUACCUUCUCACCGUGCUUAAAAAGGGUUUAGAGAAUGAUUCAAAAGCCUGUGACGGAUGGUCAACGCAUGAAUGUGGCAGUAUCAUCAAGUAUCUCGCACAGAAUGAUACCAACAAGAUUUUGCUAGUUGAUCUUAACGCUUUGCCGCUUCUUGUAAAGCUGGGACGCACAAAUAACUUAGAGGCUACCUAUGAGAGCGUGAACGCUAUCUGGGCACUUUGCUUUGACAAAACCAUCCAACAGAAAGUGGUCAGUGAAAAUGCACUAGGCGUUGUAGAGUUUCUCAUGGAGACGGAGAAAAAAGACGUGAAGAACAAUAAUGAACAUAAUGAAAUAAAACAAGCGUGUCAAGGAGCACUUUGGACGAUUAAGGCAGCCAUGGAAAUGUCUGACAACAAACUAUAUCAAGACUACGCAAAAGAGAUAGAAGUAACAAGUCGGAAAUCACAACCCGAACGCAUCAGUAAAGAGCAAACACCUGCAAACACAGAGCAAACCAACCACACAGGUCACGUUAUGAUAUCAUAUAACUGGGAAGAUCAGAAACUAAUAAAAAACGUGCGAGACAUAUUGAAAUCAAAUGGAUACGAGGUUUGGAUGGAUAUAGACUGCAUGCAUGGAUCGAUAUUCGACGCUAUGUCGAGCGGUAUAGAGAAAGCUCACGUCGUUCUAUUUUGUUUGUCAGAAAAAUACAAGGACAGUAAAAAUUGCCGCGCAGAGGCUGAAUAUGCGGAUGAGUGUAGGAAACGCAUGGUACCAUUGAAGACUCAACGAGGCUAUAAGCCAAAUGGAUGGCUAGGAAUUAUGUGUGGCAAAAAGAAGUUUUUCGAUUUAAGUAGAAAAGAAAAGUUCGAUGACAAAAUGUCGGACCUUUUAAGAGAGAUGAAGCAAGCGUAUUCAGGACUUUUGAAUGAUGAAAAUUCAUCAAAUCCACCACAAAAGGAUGCUUAUAAGAUCCGUCCGAUUCAGACGGUGCUAAAAUGGACACCUUUAGAAAUUCAAAAAUGGAUGGAGAAUAACGACUUGCUGAGAGUUCUUCCUGGCGACGUAACUGCUUGGGACAUAGCUAUGCUUAUUCGAAUGAAAAAGGAGUCACCCGACACGUUUUACAAGUAUAUUCAGGAAGUGCUAAAAGUCGUCAAACUUUCAUCAAUGUCAAGACUAAUUUGGGCUUUGGAAGAUGUAAACCAUUAUUUGUAGGAUAGUAUCUCUUGUACUCAUCAGUCCGGACCUUCCCAUCGGCAGUUCAACGAGACAACGUUAUAUAACACUCUCAAAUGUUGAAUAGUUUAUGUUUUUAGGAAUUUUUAUGUAUUUGCAGUUUAUAUAUGAUCAUAUGGCUGAGUAUACGCAUGAUUUUCGGUCUUCAGUGGAAAGAAGGUCAUAUUUACUUUAGUAUGGCGCGAUGAUUUUUCAAAUCUCACAAAACAUUAUUAUUUGUGUUUUUAAGGUUUAAGUAGGUUUAAACAUGUGUUUAAGUUGCUUAUUGGUAAAACUUAUAAAAAUUGUUUUGGGAAUAAUAUGAAACAAGUCCCUUAGUUCAAUUAAAAAAACUAUAUAUGGAACAAGCACAUGCGCAUAGUAACGAACCGUAGCAACCAAUCAGAAGAGUCUGAUCGAUUACAAACGUUUCUUGUAAAUGAUACAAAUUACUACGGUGACAUAGAUCUAGCCAGUAAUUUGUAAAGAAAUAUUGUCGAUUUAAAUUCAGUUUUAUGUCCAAGAAUCAUCAACAGACUCUGGCACGCCUGUUCCCUAAACGUUUUAUACUUAGAUUAUUAAAUUAAUGUUUUCAUUAAGCAUUUGCUGUUUCACGAACGUUAUUUUAUUACCAUUUCUAAUUUUUAAUGAACAUUUUAACGUGUCGCUGAAGGUACCCUUUUUGUGGGUCUGAUAAAUAAUUAACAAUUAUGCAAAUAAAAUGCUAGUUAACCGGAUAAAUAAUAAAAGUUAUUGCUAUAAAUUUUGAAUAUCAAUUCUUUGAGAUUUAUUUUUAUUUACUCUUGUGAUUCGUUCAUAAAACUGGGAUAAAUGUGAUGUAAAGCAUCUUGAGUAACAAUCCUUUAGUUUGAUUUUACUGUUCCAAGUCGGUAACCAAUAAUUAUACCAUUUUUAUGUUUAUGGUAUAUGUAUAUCCUAUAUUGUCGGGCAUUUGGUAUCUUGCCUUAAAUAACAUACAAGCGGGUGGUAACGAUAUUCUUAAUCCUGAUUGUGGAUUUUCAUUUUUCCUCUAUUUACUUAAGUAUAUUGGAUAUGCAUAUCUGAAUGUUUUGACAGUUUAAACUCUAUU
Messenger RNA from Dreissena polymorpha, 3207 nucleotides. RefSeq lists its product as uncharacterized. The record is from RefSeq and is a predicted model, not a curated record. Gene Ontology annotation, molecular function: proton-transporting ATPase activity, rotational mechanism. NCBI's taxonomy places the organism in Eukaryota, Metazoa, Mollusca, Bivalvia, Myida, Dreissenidae. Gene Ontology annotation, biological process: proton transmembrane transport; signal transduction. The transcript has 12 exons. Bases 45 to 2117 code for a protein of 690 amino acids. Gene Ontology annotation, cellular component: vacuolar proton-transporting V-type ATPase, V1 domain.